Crotalus tigris (Tiger rattlesnake) is the source of this 2378-nucleotide messenger RNA. RefSeq names its product caspase-1-like. The coding region runs from base 153 to 1304 and encodes 383 amino acids. Gene Ontology annotation, biological process: regulation of apoptotic process; proteolysis. The record is from RefSeq and is a predicted model, not a curated record. Gene Ontology annotation, molecular function: cysteine-type endopeptidase activity. The transcript has 9 exons. NCBI's taxonomy places the organism in Eukaryota, Metazoa, Chordata, Lepidosauria, Squamata, Viperidae.
CUUUUCAAUUCAUGGGCGGGAAAAGGAAACAAUUGCCGUAAUCGGUGUGUUUCUUUCACUUUCACAAUUGCCCAGAGGUGGAAUUGCUGUUGAUUGUGAGCUUUUUGCUCCCCUGCCAUCGCUGUCGAGUAUCAGUUGAAUCUUGAGGUAUCAUGGCAGAUCAGAGGUUGGAGGAAGUGCGCACAGAGUUUAUACAGCGUAUUAACAAAGCUAUCAUCAGCCAGCUCUUGGAUGAUCUGCUCCGUGAGAGAAUCAUGGAGGAUGAAGAGGUGGAAGAAGUGAAUACGAAAAAUAAGAGGCAGGACCAAGCAAGAAUUUUGAUCGAUAAUGUGAGAAGAAAAGGGCCUGAAGCUAGCCGCCGCUUUAUUGUCUUCCUCCAGAACCGAGAUGCUUUCUUGGCUGGACAACUGGAUCUCCAAAACUUUCCUGCUGGUAACAUCUCAAAGGAAGAAGUCCAGUUCCUGGAAUCUAAAAACGGGGUCAGGCUUUGUCCUCAGAAUGUAUUUCAGCAAAUACAGAUUACAGAAGGCACCGAGAUCUAUCCUAUCAAUGAUCCCAGGACUCGAACACGCCUGGCUUUGAUCAUCUGCAAUAUCAAAUUCGAUUACUUGAAAUUUAGAAAGGGGGCUGAGGUAGACUUGGAACAGAUGACACUUCUCCUAGAAGAUCUGGGAUACAAAGUGGAAAUAAUGACCAAUUUAAACUCACAGGAAAUAACCACUUGCUUGAAGAAUUUUGCAGCUCGGGAAGAACACAAGACUUCAGAUGGGAUGUUUGUGGUACUCAUGUCUCAUGGCCAUCUGGACAGCCUUUAUGGAGUCAAUUCAAAAGACAAACACUCUGACAUCUUCUCCAUCAAAACUAUCUUCUCCACCUUCAACAACAUAAAUUGCCCAUCUUUGAGGGGAAAGCCCAAGGUGGUCAUUCUUCAAGCAUGUCGUGGAGAGGAACAUGGAUAUAGGAUGGAAACUGAGGAAGACUCAGCUACAUCUGCUCCUGCCUCUCUCCAGUCUGAUUCAUGCACCAAGCAGUUGCAGACUGAUGCCGUUCAGAAAAUCCAUGUGGAGAGUGACUUCAUUUGCCUAUAUUCAACCACCCCUGAUCAUCUAUCCUGGAGAGACACUAAAACUGGAUCACUCUUCAUCACUCAGCUAAUAGAUACUAUCAAGAAACAUGCCUGGAAUUGCAAUUUGGAAGAGGUCUUCCGGAAGGUGUUGCAGCACUUUGCAAGCAACCCAUGUCAGAUGCCCUCAAAGGACAGAACCACCCUGAUUAAAAAGUUCUACCUCUUCCCAGGACAUUGAAGGCAGGUGAAGGAGAAGCUACUGGACCAAUAAGCAAAUAAUUUUCAGAUAUGUUGAAGAAAUAUGGAUUGACCAAACCUUGUCCUUUCUCCACCUUAUUCCUCACUGUAAACUUCCAUCAACCCAAUUUUGGAAUUUUAUGUGAUUAGUGUGUGUUUCCCACAGCAAAAACUUUAAACUGUGAUGCUUAAAAUGGAAAUAAGUGUCAAAACCUAUAUGUAAUGGUUCAUUCACCCCAUGAACAAUUAAUGAAGAAGUUAAAGACUUUUAGUAAAGUAUCUGAUUUUAAGGUCAACAAACAGAAGACCAAGGUAUUGAUAAAAAAUGAGUAUAGAAAAUCAAGAGAAAUUAAAUCCAAACAUGACUCUUAAAAUUGAAAGGAAAGAUAAAUAUUUAGGAGUAAUAUUAACCACUCAAAAUUGUAUGUUAGUUUAGAACAGGGGUGUCAAACCUGCCACAUCACGUGACGUGUCGUAACUUAUCGCGACUUUUUCUCCCUUGCGGGAGAUGGGGUGGGCGCAGCUUCCAUGUGAUGCAUCCAGCCCGUGGGCCAGCAGUUUGACACCCCUGCUUUAGAAAAACUAUGGAAAAGUGUGAAAUUGUCAGAACCCAUUUCCUUUUGGGGGGGGAAUCUAUUUCAUUUCUCUUCAUUUCUUUCUGUGGGUUCUGCCAUUCUCCUAAGGGGAGGGGGAAAGGUUCUGUGGGAUGCUUUUUGCUUUGCUGCAAUGUAUCCUUUCCUGGUUCUACAUAUUUGCUCUGUGAACUGUUUCUCCCUUGUUGUCAACCUGGGGUGAGAAAGGAAUGUGCCUCCGGCCAUCUGUCUUAUCUCUCACUGUGGAAGAGAAAGAUGCAAAGACCCAAUAAUGUCUUCACAGGCAUGGGAACAAACUCCGUUAUCAGCUCCGUUCCCACAGUGGAGCCUGGGGAUUGGCUCAUUCAAACUGACCGGAUGAAUUAUUGGGGUGGAGUUUGCUUGGGACUCUUUUAACCUGUUGAUCUGAGCAGGAAACCCUCAGAUCCUGCCUUCUAUGCCUGCUAUCAGCUUCUCCAAUAAAAGUUCCUUUUGGAGUAAAA